Priapulus caudatus is the source of this 6551-nucleotide messenger RNA. Its product is annotated as ras GTPase-activating-like protein IQGAP1. Lineage: Eukaryota; Metazoa; Priapulida; Priapulimorpha; Priapulimorphida; Priapulidae. Gene Ontology annotation, molecular function: actin filament binding; calmodulin binding; aspartic-type endopeptidase activity. The record is from RefSeq and is a predicted model, not a curated record. Gene Ontology annotation, biological process: regulation of actin cytoskeleton organization; regulation of GTPase activity; proteolysis. Gene Ontology annotation, cellular component: cytoplasm.
CUCACUUGUUUUGUUUAUCUUUCAAAAGGACCCGCCAUAUCCGCUACAACGGCAUGAUGACCUGUUCUUGUCUGGAUUAUUAGUAAUUUGGAUAAAUACGAAAAAAUGUCGAGUCAUGUGGACAACGACGAGGGACAACCCGACAUAGGCAGUCCAGGUCGUGGCAGCGUUGAUGGUACAGAUCAUGGCAGAGUGGGUGCAGGACAAGCACACUAUGGCACUAUAUUUGAUGGCGGACAAGACGGUCGGCUGUCGGCCGAAGAAAUGGAUGAACAGCGCAAAGAGAACAUCGCAUAUGAAUACCUGUGUCAUCUGGAGGAAGCUAAGCAAUGGAUGGAAGCUUGUGUUGCAGAGGAGCUCCCUUCCACCACAGCACUCGAGAAAGGUCUCAUGAACGGGGUUUACCUCGCUAAGUUGGCACACUUUUUCUGCCCAGAGGUCGUGCCGCUCCGGAAGAUAUAUGAUCGGGAGCAGACCAGGUACAAGGCAUCCGGACUGCACUUUCGACACACAGACAACAUUGUGCACUGGCUUAAGGCAAUGGAGCGAAUAGAUUUCCCCACGAUAUUUCACCCUGAGACGACAGAUAUCUAUGACAGAAAAAACAUGCCAAGGCUGGUGUACUGCAUUCAUGCCCUCAGUUUGUACUUAUUCAAGCUUGGAAAAGCAUCCCAGAUACAAAAUCUUAUUGGCAAGGUUGAGUUUACAGAGGAGGAGAUCAGCAACAUGAGGAAAGAGCUGGACAAGUACGGCAUUCACAUGCCCGCCUUCAGCAAGAUAGGUGGCGUGCUCGCGAACGAGAUGACAGUGGACGAGGCAGCACUGCACGCGGCGGUGAUUGCCAUCAACGAGGCGUUGGAUCGGCGGGAGCCGGAGCACACGCUCAACGCUCUCAAGAAUCCGGCCGCCUACCUCGUCAGCCUCGACGCAGACAACAUGGCCACCUACCAGCAGCUGCUGUUUGCCGCCAAGCAGGAGAAAGUGCAGAACGCACUCAACAGAUCGAUCGAUCCAAACACGACCUACGAACCUGACGUGUAUGAUGAGUUGCUGACUCAGGCAGAAAUGCAGGGCUUCAUCAACAAGUCGAACUUGGAGGUGGCGCUGGAGGCGGUGAGUGCGGCGGUGGAGGCUGAGGAUGAGGAUGCACUCGUGCGAGCACUGCAGAAUCCGGUGCUGGGCCUGCGCGAAAUCAGCAAGCCAAACAGCGCCUGGUAUCUUCGUCAGCUAUUAGAGGCUCAGGAGCAGAAGAGGGUGGCAGCCAUCAACACUGCACUGGACGGUGACGACCCGGUGGCGACGGUGCAAGCUCUCAACCAGGUAGGAGCGCAGCUUCCCCACGCGCUCGAGGAGGGCGCCACCCUCUACCACUACGACCUGCGCGGCAUCAAGCAGGAGAAGCAAGCAGACCUUGAGUACGAGGAGAUCGCCGGCGGCAUCAAAGUGCUGACGGCGAUCGCUAAGAUCAACCUGGCGGUGGAAAUGCGCAACGCUGAGAUGAUGUAUGAGGCGCUGGUGGACAGACACGCCCACAUCUCCGGUCUCGAGGAGUCUCAUCAGGACAAGUACCAGGAUAGGCUGCACGCUCUCAGAGCACAGAAGAGGAGAGAUGAGAGUCCAUGCGAGUUUCUUGUACACUUUGAGAUCCAGGACGUAGUGGAAGAGGUCAACAGACAAGUGCAGGAGGAGCACGCGCGUGUGGAAGCCAUUCACAGCAUCAACGACGCGAUCGACCUGGGAGAGACGGCGGCCAUACUGGAGGCUCUACAGCUUCCCGCCGCGGGAUUGGACGGCAUCGAGGCUAAACAUGCAGAGCAGUACGCUCGCCUCCUGCUGGCCGCCAAGGAGUCGAAGGCUAUGAGUGGUGAUGAUGACAGUGAGACGAAGCUGUGGUUGGAGGACAUACAGCAUGCUGUCAGCCAGGCUAACAAGCAGGCGUGCGACGCCGACAACAUGUGCGUGAUGGUGUCAGCGGUUAACCGGGCGGUGGAGCAGCAGGACUCGCCCGCCAUGCUGGAGGCGAUGCAGCAUCCCGGCUCCCACCUACACAGCGUCGUGCCUGACUGCGCUGACUCCUACAUGCAGAAGCUGCAGGCGGCGAAGGAGACGAAGGUUGCCAGUACAGACGACGGCGCCGCCACAGACAGCCCAUGGCUCGCGAUGACCACGAAGGAAGGAAGCUACCCUUUCUACGUGAACGUCGACACAGCGGAGUGGACAUGGGAGGCCCCCGAGGGAUUCUCGCCGAGCAGCCGCCACCUAUCUCGCGAUGAGAUACAGAGCUGUGUGCUGGUGGUAACUGCGGCCCACGACAGACAGCUGCUGUUCAAGGCUAAUGAGCCCUUCGUUGUCAAGAUUCAGGCCUUGGUCAGGGGUCACCAGGCACGCAAGCAGUUCAGAGAUCGGCAGAACUUCAUGAACAAACAGCUGCCUGCGAUCGUCAACAUUCAGGCCCACUGGCGAGGUUACAAGCAGAAGAAAAAGUACAGCGAGAGGCUCGAAGAACUUGGCUCUCAUCCCGACGACGCCAUGAAGAUACAGAGCGUCAUAAGGAUGUGGCUAGCGAGGAAGCAUUAUCAACAGCGACUAAAAUAUUUCGCCGACAAUGAGAGGGAAGUGGUGAAACUGCAGGCGUGGUGGAGGUCUAACCUAGCCAGACACGACUACUCGGCGUUCACUCGUAGUGAGAAUCCUCCGUUGAACGUGGUGCGCAAGUUUGUACAUCUCCUGGAUAACAGCGAUCUUGACUACGAGGAGGAGUUGGAGUUGCAGAGAAUGAAGGAGAAAGUCGUGGCUGUCAUUCGAUCGAACCAGAAGCUGGAGCAAGACUUGAACAUGAUGGACAUCAAGAUUGGGCUGUUAGUAAGAAACAGACUCACACUACAGGACGUCGUUGCUCAUGGACGGAAAUUGAAGCAUCACAACGAGAUACGGAAGCUAGGUGAUGCCUACACCAGCGGAGGAAAGGGUGUGAAGAGCCUCAGCAAAGAAAGCAGAGAGCUGCUAGAAGCGUAUCAGCACCUGUUCUACCAGCUGCAGACGAACCCUCACUACCUGGCCAGGCUCAUCUUCGCCAUGCCGCAGAGUCGCACGACAAAGUUCAUGGAGUCUGUGAUCCUGACACUGUACAACUACGCAGGCAACCAGCGUGAGGAGUUCCUGCUCAACAAGCUGUUCAAGACAGCACUGGAAGAAGAGAUAAGAGCCAGGGUGAGCACGCCCGGUGAGAUUGUGACGGGUAACCCUAUGGUUAUACAGAUGGUACUGGGCUUCAACAGGAAGGCCAGAGGACUGAGCUCUCUUAGAGAGCCACUCAACCCACUGGUUACAAAAGUCAUCAACGACAAGACUCUUAACAUCAACACAAACCCAAUAGACGUGUACAAGCAGUGGGUUAACAAUCUGGAGUCGAAGACUGGCCAGGCUAGUGGUCUGCCGUAUGACGUCACCAUCGAGCAGGCUCUGGAGCACGAAGAGGUGCGCCAACAGAUCGAGGUUGCCAUCCGCAACCUGAAGAACAACGCAAAGGCCUUCAUACAGGCUAUCAUGCAGUCGAUGGACAAGAUACCCUAUGGGAUGAGGUAUAUUGCUAAGAUAUUGAAGGAUGCGCUGCAAGAAAAGUUCCCUGAUAGCCCAGAGAAAGAGAUCCUCAAGAUCAUCGGUAACCUGCUCUACUAUCGCUACAUCAACUCUGCCAUCGUUGCUCCGGACCAGUUCGACAUCAUUGACGUCGGGCCCGGCUCGAUGCUGACCAACGACCAGCGGCGCAACCUGGCGUCUGUCGCGAAAAUCUUGCAGUUUGCCGCCUCCAACAAAGGGUUUGGUGGUGACAGUGCCCAUCUGUCAUGUCUCAACCCUUUCAUCAAGGAGUGCCACGAGAAAUUCAAGAAGUUCUUCCGCGAGGCCUGCGUUGUGGAGGAGCCAGAACAGCACUACAACAUGGAUCACUGGGUAGAGCUGACCAUGGUCACCAAACCCACCAUCUACAUCUCUCUGCAGGAGAUGCACGAUACUCACCAGUUGCUGAUGGAACAUCAAGAUGUUGUCGCACCAGACGAGAGCGACCAACUGCACGAGCUGCUGGCUGACCUUGGCGAACCCGACCUUGACACACUGAUAGGUCAGACGGAGGGUAACGAGGCGGAGGCGCUGUCGCGUGCGCAGCUCUCCAGCACCGAGAUCCUGCUGACGCUCAGCAACAAGUUUGAGCUGCUGGAGGAGGACGUUGCGGACACGCGCGCGCUCUACCUGCGCACGAAGCGCAUGAUCGCCGACGUGAUCCGCUCACAGCAGGGAGAGAGCCUCGCAGCCGUGCUAGACACCGGCGCCACCGACUCACAGGUGAGCGAGGCAUUGAGACGCACGGGGGGAGGGCGCAUGAUCGCUGACGUGAUCCGCUCACAGCAGGGAGAGAGCCUCGCAGCCGUGCUAGACACCGGCGCCACCGACUCACAGGAGGAGGACCACGAGUCUGUGAUCAAGCUGAGAGAUAUCCAGGAUGUGAAGAACCAGGGUCGCGGCAACAAGGUGUCUAGGCAGCAGUCCAUGCUGCGUGAGAAUAGGCUUCCCCUAGACAGGAAGAAGGACAGGAUUAGGGCAAAUCUUGCAAAACUCGAGGAGGCAGGACUGGUGUCGCGUGAGAAUGGCUACCAGUCGGUCAUCAACGAUAUUGCACAGGACAUCCGCAACUGGCGGCGAUACCGGCAGCGGCGGAAGCAGGAGAUGGCGAAGAUGCGGCAGACGCUGUCGUCGCUCGAGUCGAAGGCCCAGCACAACGAGAAGCAGAUCGAUUACUACAACCAGUACGUGAAGUCGUGCCUGGACGACCUGCAGCAGCGUGGAGGCGGCAGGAAGGCACAGCGGCGCAGCUUCUUCGGAGGCAGCAAGGAUGAGACGUCUGCGCACAAGAAGCCCAGCACGGCCAAGUACACGGCGCCGAGGCUGUACGAGAAGGGAGUGCUGCUGGAGAUCGAUGGCGAACCUGCGAACAAGUUCAAGAACGUGCAGUUUGGUAUAUCGUCGACGGAGAAGCCAGGCGUGUUCGAGGUGACGGCAAAGUUUCUCGGCGUUGACAUCCAGGAGAGGGUAGAGCUGGUGUUCCAGGACUUAUUGCAGUUGCAGUAUGAAGGUGUUGCCGUCAUGAAUAUGUUCGAUAGGAGAGCCAAGGUCAAUGUCAACCUUCUGAUUUUCCUUCUUAAUCAGAAGUUUUAUGGAAAGUCGAUUGAAACUCGCCACAAAUAGUCAGAAGCCGGCCGUUUAUUUUUGAUUUCGUUCAUCUCGUGUUUAAUGAAAGCUGAUUGCAUUGUGCGUAGUUUUGUAUAUUAUGUCAUUAUGAGCGAAUUUGCGAAGGCGUUAUAUCAUGACGCGAAGCAUUCCAAGGAAUUAUUGUUCCUAUGAUUUAGUAUCCAAAUAUAGUGCUAUCUAUAUUUACCAACUUAUUAGGUGCUCGUUUUACACAUUCCAAAUAUCUGUCUAUUUUCAUAAAAUAAAUUUUUAUGAAGUUUUUCUGACCGACUGUUAUGCAUUCCAAAAAGUGUUUUUCUAACGUGUCAAGCAAAACUAAGCUUUAACUGCCGUUUAACAGAGUUUAAUACUGCAUGUAUUUUUCUGAAUAUUUAUGGACGCGAUGUUUUUCGGUGAUGAACUUCGGGAGGCAUUUCGGCGUAACUGGGAAUAGUGAUCAAUUCAUCCUGCGAACAGGGACACAUUAAUUCUGUCUGCUUGAGCUUGUUACGCCGUGCUGAGGCAAUGUUGGCUUCGAUACUGGUCUCUCCGCGGUCAGGGUCAGUGAUUUUGCAAGUAUCAUUAAAUGUUUUAUACGGCCAGAGGUGCGCGAGCAACUCUUAUCUAGGCGAACACCGCGCCAGUGGCGUAGAUCAAAUGUCGUGCCCGUUGAACAUUGAAUGUUGAGAGAUAUUGCGAGUCUAUUUCUUUUACGUUUGUAAUAAUUCUUCUACUUUUUUCUCUCGCGCGACUGUUAUUCUGUUUCCGUGCUGUGAUACCGUUAUAGAUGACUCUGCUUUUCUAUCCUUGUGUGUGUGUGUGUGUGUGUGUGUGCGCGCGUGCGUGCGUGCCUUUGUGUGUGUGUGUGAUAGGAGAGUAGCUAGAAUAGAGCCGAGACUUGACAUUCUGAUCAUGGUGGGAUUUUGCGCAGUGGUCACUGCUCUGUAUAUUUCUGAUGAAGUCGUAAUUACGUAUACAACAGUACUAGAAUGUGUCGUAGUAAAACGUGUUUCGUAAUUAAAGUUUUCAAACGUAGUUGGUCAUAUGUUUAAAAGAUGGAAUUGUAUACUGUAAUGGCAUGCAUCAGAAAUUAUCGCCUGAUCACGUUUUAUGGGGGGGGUAGUUUUGAUUUGAUUAUGAAGUUAUUGGAAAACAUUGACGUACCAUUAGAUAGUCGUGUACCAAAUCAUUUUACAAUAUAAUCACAUAGUUCAUAAAAAAUUUCCUGAUGAUUUUUAUCUCGCAAUAGUCGUGUAGCAUCCUGUUACCAUAUGUACUAGUGGUACAAAAUGUACUUUUAUAAUAAAGAUUACGAGAAGUAGAAUUUA